Acanthamoeba castellanii str. Neff is the source of this 732-nucleotide messenger RNA. RefSeq lists its product as uncharacterized. The record is from RefSeq and is a predicted model, not a curated record. Bases 1 to 732 code for a protein of 243 amino acids. The transcript has 4 exons. Lineage: Eukaryota; Discosea; Longamoebia; Acanthamoebidae.
AUGCGGUCCGUCACGCGGCCGUCGCUGCCAGUUUGGAAGGUGGGCCUGCUGGUGGUGGCCCUGAUCGUGGUCUACUCCUACAUGUCCCUCUACGGCGAAGUCGGCGCCCUGUCGCGCUCGCUUGGGCGCGUUGAGCAUCUUCUACAGACCCAAGAAGAAGAAGAUGAUGAAGCGCAGGCCCUCGGACCGACCCAAGAAGAAGAACAUGAUCAUCAAAAAGAAGACGAAGAGGAGCUGAUCGAGCGGCGACUCGCCGAGGCCCUGCGAGAAAUAGACCGGUUGGACCCGAGCAAGAAGCGAAGGAAGGAGGACGCCAAGGCCGCGUGGCCGACCAAGCAGCCGCACGUGUUCCAGUUCUACUGCGCCGACGUGGUCGACGGGUUCGAGUUCGUGGACAAGCUGGUGCUUCAGGCCCAGCAGGACUACCCGACCAACACGCACGACUGGAGCCAGGGCUGGGACCUCAUCUUCUCGCGCGAGUUCCUGCAGCACAUCCCGCACGAGGCCGUCAAGCGCGUGCUGCACAACUUCAACAAGACCGGCUCCAAGUACCUCCUGCUCACCCACGACCCCUCUCGCGCCAUCAACAAGGACAUCGAAUUCGGUGGCUACGAGCCGAUCAACAUGCGGGUGCCACCAUUCAACCUGGGUCCACCGCUGGCCGAUUUCCCCGACGCCGGCCACGAACGCCUGCUUCUCUACAAGCUGCCGCUCGUGGGCUUCGAGGACUGA